AUGACGAGACCAAGCAAAGCCACCUCUACCCAGCCAGCCUGCUCCCCGCAGGGGGCCUUUGAGCUACCUGGGUUCUCAGCCCAGGGUGACUUCCUGAUGGGGGGGAUCUUUCCCCUUCACUACCGGGUGGAGCUGCCUGGCACGGACUACACCCACCAGCCCCUGACAGCACUGUGUCAAGGGUUUGACCCGAGGGCUUUCCGCUGGGCUCAGACCAUGAGGCUGGCAGUGGAGGAAAUCAACCAGAGUGAGCAGCUGCUGCCCAACCACACGCUGGGCUACAAGAUCUUUGACUCGUGUGCCACACCAGUCACGGCUCUGAGAGCAGUCUUGGCGGUGCUGAACGGACAUGAUGAAGAACAGAGCCCUAUGUGUUCUGGUGCCAGCCCGUUAAUUGCCAUGGUAGGGGAGUCUGGCUCCUCACAGUCCAUUGUUUUGUCCAGAACUCUGCAGCCCUUCAGAAUCCCCAUGAUCAGCUAUUUCUCCACCUGCUCGUGCCUGAGUGACAGGAAAGAAUACCCAACGUUCUUCAGAGUGGUUCCAAAUGACGACUACCAGGUGAAGGCCAUCGCCAGUCUGCUUCAGCGUUUCGGCUGGAAGUGGAUCGGUGUGAUCCGCGAGGACCACGACUACGGCCACUUCGCCCUGCAGGGCCUGAAGAGGGAGAUCCAGAACACAGAUGUCUGUCUGGCCUAUGAUGAGAUGAUCCCUAAAGACUACAGCAGAGAGAGGGUCCUGCAGAUCCUGGAGGUGAUGAGGCUCUCCACAGCGCGGGUGGUGAUAGUCUUCUCUGGGGAGGGAGAGCUAUACCCUUUCCUCAAAGAGUUUGUCAAGCAGAACAUCACUGGUACCCAGUGGGUGGCCAGUGAGGCCUGGGUCACUGCCAAUGUGCUGGCAGAGACUUAUCCAUUCCUGGAUGGGACUAUUGGCUUCGCCAUCCGCUCAGGGAAAGUCCCAGGGCUCAGGGACUACCUGCAGACGGUGAACCCCCACAGCACCCUGAUGCCCCCCUGCUCAGGGCAGGAGACUCUUCUGGAGCAGCACUCAGCCUACAUGAACACCUCCAGCCCCAGAGUGGCCUAUAAUGUGUACAAGGCUGUGUACGCCAUCGCUCACUCACUGCACAACCUCCUCCACUGCCAGGCUGGGGCAGGUCCCUUCCACAACCGCUCCUGUGCUCACAGCACCAACGUUCACCCCUGGCAGCUCCAGCAAUAUCUCCAGGACGUGUCCUUCAACGUAUCUGGAGAAAAUAUGAACUUUGACCAGAAAGGGGACGCCAUCCCGUCCUACGACCUCAUCAACUGGCAGAGGGGGCCAAACGGGGGUCCCCGCUUUGUCACAGUAGGGCUGUAUGAUGGCUCAAAGGACGCUGGGAAGGAGCUGGCAAUCCAGGAAGAGAAGAUACUGGUGGUCUCCGUGUGCAGUGCCAGCUGUGCUCCAGGAUCCAGGAAGGCUGUCCGUCGUGGGGAACCUCUGUGCUGCUUUGACUGUGUACCAUGUGACAGCGGCAAGAUUAGUAAUCAGACAGAUUCUAUAGACUGCCAUGAAUGUCCCGAGGACUACUGGUCAAACACUGAUGGAACAAUGUGCAUCCCCAAAGUGGUGGAGUUCCUUUCCCAUGAUGCAAUGGGGAUAGCCCUGACGGUGAUCGCUGUAGUGGGCGCCUGUCUGACCGUGUCCAUCCUGGCAGUCUUCCUCCAUCACAGGACCACUCCCAUCGUCCGCGUCAACAACUCUGAGCUGAGUUUCUUUAUCCUUCUCUCCCUGACUCUGUGCUUCCUGUGUGCGCUGAUGUUCAUUGGGGAGCCCACCUCCUGGUCCUGCAUGCUGCGCCACACCGCCUUCAGCAUCACCUUCUCCCUCUGCAUCUCCUGCAUCCUGGGCAAGACGCUGGUGGUCUUGGCAGCCUUCACUGCCGCCAGGCCUGGGAACAACAUUAUGAAGUGGCUGGGGCCCAAACAGCAGAGGGUCAUCAUAUUCUCCUGCACCCUGGUUCAGGUGCUGAUCUGUGCUGCCUGGCUCAUGGCUGCCCCUCCCUACCCCUCCAAAAAUAUCGAGGACCAUCGCUCUAAGAUCAUUCUGGAGUGCAGUGUGGGCUCCCAACUGGCCUUCUGGUGCGUUCUGGGAUACAUCGGCCUCUUGGCCUGUCUGUGCUUCAUCCUGGCUUUUCUGGCCCGGAAACUGCCAGGCAACUUUAAUGAGGCCAAGUUCAUCACCUUCAGCAUGCUGAUCUUCUGUGCCGUGUGGAUCUCCUUCAUCCCUGCCUACGUAAGCUCUCCUGGGAAGUACACAGUAGCUGUAGAGAUCUUUGCCAUCCUGGCCUCCAGCUUUGGGCUGCUGUUCUGUCUGUUUGCUCCAAAAUGUUACAUCAUCCUCCUGAAGCCAGAGAAGAACACUAAACAACAUACCAUGGGGAAGAAAUAAA
Molecule: messenger RNA, 2428 nt
Organism: Oncorhynchus mykiss (rainbow trout)
Lineage: Eukaryota; Metazoa; Chordata; Actinopteri; Salmoniformes; Salmonidae
Source: RefSeq, a predicted model, not a curated record